Molecule: messenger RNA, 8254 nt
Organism: Odontomachus brunneus
Lineage: Eukaryota; Metazoa; Arthropoda; Insecta; Hymenoptera; Formicidae
Product: PAX-interacting protein 1-like
Exons: 1
Coding region: 38-406 (122 amino acids)
Source: RefSeq, a predicted model, not a curated record
GCUGCUACGCACCGCGGUGGUCCAGCUACCGGUGCCGAUGCCGGGUCACUUCUACAACAAGAGGGGACCUGGCCAGGUGCCGGGCGCGAAUCCCGGUAACAGUAUCGGCAACACUCACCACGGCGGAGCCGGCAACGGCAUUCUCCACGGUGCCAAGGGUCAGCGGCAGCCGUUCCUCCAGCGCCUACCGUCGCGCAUACACGAUCUCACUCGGGCGAUCGAGAUGGCCGUCUCGGGAGGGGCGAAUCCGGUGCAGCAACAACAGCAGCACCAUCACCAUCAACAGCAACAGCACCAGCGUCAGCACGCGCAAGCCAAGCAGCAGCAGCAGACCUCCUUUAAGAACAAGCCCAACAACAACCGUCAGGCCGGCGGCAAGAAGCUCCAACAGAGCGAGAAAGCGUAGUUGCGAGGCGUGAGUGCGUGUGUGUGUAUGUAUAACGUAUGUAUUUAUGCAUGUAUGUACGUAUGUAUGUAUGUAUGUAUGUAUGUAUGUAUGUAUGUAUGUUUGUAUGUAUGUAUGUAUGUAUGAAAACGAAAGAAAGAAAGCACGCAUAAUGAGAAACAUAUGAAUGUGCGUGAAAGAGAGAGACAGGGAGAAUAAAGAAAUGAAAACACGAGGGAUAAUAAUGAAAAAAGUCGCGCGGAAAAGAUAAUUGGGUUUGUGAUAAGAAGGUGAUGGGUAUAUUUGGGGUCGUUCAACUGUGUCUGACAACAUAACGCGCGACUGAAGCUUGCUGAAUGACUUGAGACGUGCUGAGAUCUCGAAUUUCCCUCAACAGGGGGUAACAGGCGAUAGGAAAAGACGCGACAUUAUUAUAGAUGCGCGCGAGUCAAUCGCGUCGGCUUUUCUUUCUCCUUCCGUACGCCUCAGCCGGCGCUUGCCUCACCCUCGCGCGUUUCUAUCCUCGCGUUCGACCGCGGUCGAGGACGCAACGCGACGACACGGCGGGAGAACGAGUUAGACCCCCAGCGUUGACGAGUAUUAUCAAUAAGCAGCUCACGCUCAAGACCGGACCAAGAGCGAACAGAUGAUCGAAUUGAGCUCUCACAUGGCGGCAGGAUCGAGAAUGUCGCUGGGGAAGUCGCUCGUUUCCCGCCGCUCUCCGGGACGUAAUCGACGCGCGAGGACGACACGAAGACGCGAAGGCUCGGCGGAGAGUCGGCGAGACGAGGGAACGGAGGGAGCGAGGGGGGCAAAGCAUGUGUUUUUAGGACUUAGUACGCGGCUCGCGCACAGUGACCGAUCGCGGGUCCUGUACAUACAUAUUACCGAUUUAUAUGUAUAUGUACGUGAGGACGCUCGUGGGCCACGUGAUGCCCGUUCGUGCGAACGUUUCCCGCAGGAUCGGAACGGCAGGAUUGGGAGAGCUCGAACGGCUUAGAUAGAGAACAGGGCGACGGCGAACAGGCCGACAGCAGGGAGAGGGAGCACAUGUGGAGGAGAGGGAACGGACUCACCUCCGCAGUAGGUUGACGAGAUGGCGUCGAGAGCCUCCGCCGGCACUUACGGCCGAUCUUCUUUUUUUUUUUUUUUUUUUCUACUUAACGUACAUCCACGAGACCGGGUUAGUCACGACGAUAUCGGGCUGUGAGACUGAAUCACACGUAUAUACACACCACACACAUACAGACACGUGCACAUCGGUACACGUACUUACAUUACAUACAUAAGUACAUACAUACACGUGCAUACACACUCAUACGUGCACGUUACAACUAGAAGAAUGAUCAACAACAAGAUACGCGGCAUUGAGAACGGCGGGCUGUCGUGGAAGAAUAAUAAUAAUGUGUUGCAUCGGGCCUCUCGAGACACGACGCGCUUACGCGAGACUACUCGUCGCGGGGAACACGUGGAUCACGUGACAGCACCCUCGCGCUUCCUGGUCGCGAGCGAGAUGUGAGAAAGGGUGACAGAGCGGGUGGGAGAGAGUGAAAGAGAGAGCGUGAGAGAAAGGGGUGAGGAAGACAGAGAGGGGGAGUAUUAAAAGAAUGCAAACUCAGAAACACACACAGUGCUUAGUAGUAGGUGGUUAUACAUACUCGUUUUAUGCAUAAGUUUUAGAGAGUAUUAGCGUCGUGUGUAUGAGAACGAGAGAAAGGGAGAGGUGCGGGAGAAUGCGAUGAGAGGGUAUCCCAGUGUGAAGAGAGCGAGAAAGAGAGAGAGAGAAAGUGAGAGAAUGAUAAUUGAAGAAGGGACGCAACGUAUCUCGCAGAGAUACACUAGGAACGGUAUUGGGGGACCGUUUGACAUACCAAAGGUAUUAUUAAUUAAUUAAAUACUGAAUUAAUCGCGAGGGACGUCGCGAGACCAAGAUUUAAGGGUUACGAAAGGGCAGGGACCGGGUGUUGCGCGCGUUGAUGACACGUGGAGACGAAACGUCGCGAGGGAGAAAGGGUUAAAGGAAAGUAGAGGAGAGGGUAUCCCGGACAGGGCUCGCACUCACGAUCUUUCGAACGACCACGAGGAAAGAUAGAGAGAGAGAGAGAGAGAGAGAGAGAGAGAGAGAGAAAGCACAGACGUUUCUCACAGUGCGCGGACACGGUGUACUUAACGUAACUUAUUAGUUGGAUUAAGAUGCUACCGUUCGACCACGGGCAUCCAGAGAGAGAGAGAGAGAAACAGGUAUAUUUAUUCUCGGAGGAGAGGCUCCGCGGGCGGCGCAGAACAGUAGAGAAUCGAACGAGUCGAUAGUCACAUAGUGAGAGAGAAAGAAAGAGAGAGGAAGGGAGAGCGAUGAGAGAACUCGAACGGAGGGCUCACGUCGCGGUAUGGUGUGAAAUCACCUACAAAAAAAAAAAAAAAGAAAAGGGAGGAGAAUUUAUUAAAGCGUUUCUGUAUUAUUAUAGUUCGCGCGCUAGACGGCGCGCUUUCGUAGCUCUCAGCCUCGCGGAUACACGCUCGUACGUUGUCGUUGUCAUCGUGAUAUAUAUCGAGUGCGUGUGUAGGCGGCGACACGCGCCGACGUGGCCGUUCUUUUUCUUUUCUACGUUUCCCUUCGUACUUUUCCACGUGAGAGCAAGAGAGAGACCUAGGUACUUAGGUGUGUGCGCGCAGCUGGAACAGAAAUACCGGCCGCGCAAGGCCAGUCUGACUCUCGACAGUUUUCCCACACCCCCCGCGAAGGCGCACCGUCCGAGGGGGAUAUUUUACUGUUGUACGAUUAAACAUUAUGCGCGGCUGCUUCACGGCCCUUUCUUUUUAUAAUAGAUUUUGUGGAUAGAAUUGCUGAGCGAGAAGCUGAGAAUGAAUCGGGGCUACGGACAUGAUAUCUCGCCCGACGGGGAUCAGGAGUAGCGCCUCCACGGCCUUCUCGUGCGCGCUCUUUUGUCACGAGAACAGCCGUCUCGGCACGGCGAGAAUCGACGGCGCGUGAUUUAAUCGCGAGACAUAAUCAUCAUCAUCGUGUUUGGUUCUACGCCGCUCAUCGUUGAUUAAUCGAAUAUUUUUCGUCACUUUCGGCAGAUAUACGUGGGAGAGUAUUCGCUGGGGCAGGGAGCGAUCCCUGUGCCGCUUCUUAUUCCCCGUGAACCGCGAAAGGGAAGGACAAAGGUCCCGUCCUGGCCGCGUCGUCAUCCCGGCGAUUGUCACGGGACAAUCGCGCCUCAUGCAUUCGCGGACUUUAUUCGCUUUCCUUCAGAGCCCUGAGCCCCCCCGGAAGGGCGAGAUUCUCGCGUUACUGCAUGUAUUUCGAGGACGGUGUGCACGGGUAAUGUGAUACAGGACUGAUAGGACUAAUUCAACGUUCGAUCUCAAGUCAGGUUUAAGGAAUUACGCAAUCUAGUCUUACGUGCAACUUACAGCCGCGUUGUCGGUGUGAUCACGCGUUCGUGUUACUCCCCUGUGUAUCCUCUCCCCCUAAAGAAAAGGAAAGAAAGAGAGAGAGAGAGAGAGAGAGAUACUGCCAAGAUAACGAAUAUACACUGGGAGGAGGGGGAGAGAAGCGGCGUCUGCAUACGUGCUCAUUCUUAAUUCGAUUAAUUACGAGGUAACGUUCGGUUAAGUGAAAAAAGCGAUCCCUGUCUUCUCUCUCUCUCUCUCUCUUUCUCCCCCUCUCUCACUUUCACGCUAAUUUGCGUGCACGACAUCGCGAUCGAUCCAUCUCACCUUUCAAAAGGAAUCGGUCAUUGCGUCACUUUUCCCGGAAGUGAAUCUCAACAUUGGCGAUCCGAACCAAGAGAUCGACGAGCGUGAGAGAGCGAGAGCAGGGAGAGAGAAGAAAGAGAGAGAGAGAGAGAUUUAAUUAGCGAGUGAGGCGACACUCGAUUAAGAGUAGCUUUAGUCAAGGAAACCAAAAGAGAAUUACGUAUGUAAUUGUCGUAUAUAGUGUACCUAUUUGUAUCUAGUCUGGGAGAGCGGCGACGAUGAAGUUGCGUCUCCCUCUCGAGAGCCCGUCCCGCGGCUCCCGGCGUAUCUCCCGCGUAGCGUCGCGUUUUUCUUUGUCCUUUUCUUUCUUUUACUGCUCCGUGUAUUGAGCAAUCGUUCUUGAAGCGUUGGGUCGCCCUCCGAUCGCCCGCCGCGGGAGGACGCGCGAACACAACGUAGACACGUAAAAUGCAUAGGCAGGUAUAUAUUAAUAAGUGAAUCGACGCGCCGAGACGAACGGUGGUUAAGAGACGCCGCCGCCGCGCGCGCGUGCGAAAUAAAGAAGAAAAAUAAGAAAAUAAUUAGAAGUGUGUUCCUUUUAGCUGAACUGCCCGAACUGACGCACACCGUCGCAAUAAGUCAGAGGUUGCGAUCCGUUAGACGCUGCAAAUACUCUGAAACGCCGUAUAAAUCAAUCAUAGCUUUUCUUUAUGCGCUUCAGAGCAUUUGUAGCGUCUAGUGGAUCGCACCCAAAGUGAGGCAAAUGUGUUUUGCUUCAUCACUCUAACUUAUUGCACCAAUUCCAGACAGUUUAGCCAAAAAGAACAGACUUGAAGCACGCUGAUCGGAAGCUGUGCGAAAUCGAUGAAUCCAGUCUCUCUUCCACACGCGAGUUGCCACGUAAGACGCAGGCGCCGCCGUUGCAUCUUUCCUCGCGCGCUAGCGAAGAAGAGUGCAGCGUGUUUUGCUUGCGCUACUCUUUUUUUUUUUUUACCGGGACGCGCGUGCCAAAAACGUUGCUCGAAAGGAGGAAGAGUAAAAGAAUAGGCAGUCGCAAUGACGUCAGAGUGACCAGAGGAAACUCACUUUUCAACGAAGGUUCGAUCAUUCCGCCGUCACUUUCGUGUCAUCGUGACUCCCUGUUCUGCCUGGGAUUGGACUUCUCGUGUCGCGGACAUGAAAUACACGAGAGAUCGUGGCUCGACAGCAUCCUCUUAGCAUCAACGAGCUGCCACGUCCGCUCGUUGAGAGGAAGAGGGAGCAAAAUCGACGAUUGGUCUUUCUUCCGCUGUAAUCACGAGUAAUCACAAAGUGAGAUUGCACGUCGCGAUUGUACGUUUUCUCGCGCGUCAGCGAAGAUGUGUGCAGCGUGACUUUUGCGCGGAGACAGGAUAGGCCGGUCGCGAAUCGGAUCAGACUAGUGUUCGGAACGGUUGUCGUUGGUCACCCUCUUCUUUCGAACGAGCUGUCUCAUCUCAUUGUACAGCUGUUUUAUAUUGAGCCAGUCACCUCUGGCACGAUGAGAUCGCUCGUUUGGGACGAGAAGCUAACGGCGACUCAGGCUUACUCUCUUCCGACUCACCUGGGUCCACCCUGCACGUAAUCGCAUCGUCCGCACGGACACACCUCGCGGUACGAAAAGGAGAGUCGCUCGAAAAAAAAAAAGAGAAGAGAGAUGUGGACUCCUCGUUUCGCGGACAUCACAUGCGAGAGCAGCUUGCCUCGACGUCAGCUCUCAAUCGUGGCCGCUAUAUCCGUUUUUUCCUCCCUCCACACACACAUACAGACACACACACACACAUACAGCGUUUGUCUCGCGUUUAUUAUGUGCAGUUACAUUUGCCAUUACGAUAACGAUUCUUCUCCUUCUCGCUAUUAUUACCGUACAAUUAUAUACUGAUUAUUGUGGUUACUAUUAUUAUUGCCAUCGUAACAUCGUCAUUAUUAUAAUUAUUAUUAUUAUUAUUAUUAAUAUUAUUAAUAUUAUUAUUAUUAUUAAUUAUGAUCGUGUAUAUUUUCUGUGUUUCUCGUCGUGAUAGCUACGUAUAUAACCCUCUAACGCUUCAUUAUUACUUACUCUCGUGAAGCUAGAGAAGGAUUAAAAGCCAAAAAAGGGAGAAAAAAGAUACUUUACCGCUCUCACUUCAUUUCCUCACUUUAACACAUCAUCGCUCUACUUGUCGCCACUUUUUACCACCCGCUUGAAUAACUGCUGUUAUUAUUUAUCGCUCUGUCGCUGUUACCAUCACUAUUACCAUUACUACCACUACUACUACUACUAUAACUAUUACUACUACUACUACUACUACUACUGCUACUACUACUACUACUACUACUAUUACUACUACCGCCGACUAUUUAUUUAUUUAUUUAAUUAAUUAUUAAAUAACAUAAUUAUUAUGUUUUAUUUAAGGAUUAAACUGAUUUGUGUUUGGUUCAAACGUCGUUUGUUUUAUUUCUAUUAAAAUGUUUCAGUUGCCACACCGACAUCCCGUCCUACCCCCAUUAUCGUCGAUCCGUCCCUCCAGCAUCACCACCACCACCAUCAUCAUCACCACCAUCACCACCACCACCACCAUCAUCACCACCACCACCACCACCACCAUUACCUUCCUCGCCUCCAUUCUCUCAUCGACUUUACAUCCGACAUUCCACGAUCUUUUCCUGACAUUCCACGAGUCACAGACUGAUGUAGUAGUAGAUCGAUGUGUAAACGUUACGGCGAGCCGCUCCGACACCUCGAUGCACGAGACACGCUCCUGGAUCCUGGUUCGUAGCGUCCUUAUUAUUAUCACAUCGUAAUUAUUAAUUAUACUCACGGUACACGGGGACGCCGCCGUCACGACGAGUCGCUCCUGAAACUCGCAAUCGCCAGAGACGAUUUUGCCGGCGCGACGGGAGAAGGCUAAAAUCGCGUCGAACGACGCGAUUGGGACGCGAAUUUCGAUCGAGGAUGUGGGAGUUCCUUUCCGGGUGACUCUCGCCGGAAGCGAUCGACUUUCGACGUGCUCGGCGGCGUUCUCAAUAGUUCAGAAGGCAUCUCCAUGCGUGAUUCGAGGCUGCGAGUUUUCACAUUAGCCCUUAAGCCGAAAUCAGACUAGCGAUUGCCGACUGACAAUUGGCGAUUGGCGAUUAGUGCUUGACCGAUCAGAGCAACAUCAAUCAGUAGCUACUUUGUUUUAAUUGGUUGAAAACUAAGAUCGCUAAUCGCCAGUCGUCAAUCGAGCGUUGCUGGUCUGAUUCGGGCUCUAAGCACUCUGCUUUGUCGCCGGAGCGCAUUCGUUCCCGAAGAGGGAGAGACUCGGCCGACAUCGCGAAAAUAAAUCGUCGCCCUGUCGCAUCGCGACGGAAUAACGCGGCCCAUCGCGUUCUCUUCGUUAUAGAGGAGCUGACGGGAACGAAGAACGGCGAUCGUCGAAUUACUUUCGCCGUUGUUCCGGGAAACGGCGAAAGCCGCUCGAACAGACGAGCACCUCGUUACGUCGAAUUUGCGCGAAAUCAUCGUCGAGAGAGACACAAUCGAAUUACGCACGCUUCUGCCAACGUCGGUUAAUCUGAAUUUUUUUUUAAGUCUUGAUUCGAGUAUGUCGAGGUUUGAAGUCAAAUUAAGGUGCUGUCGACGUUGGCACGGUAACGGGAGCAAGUUAUUCCCCGUCCACGGCGAAGGUGGAGAGAGAAAAGUACUUGACAAUUUAUCUGUGGGAUGUAAAGCUUCUGUUUCUGCGAAGGAGGUGAAGUUUAUUCUUGCGAGAUAAAGCUUUCCUCUGCGAAAAAUAAGCUCUCGUCCCACACACACGCACACACACACAUACAUACGCAGAGAUAAAUGUUGGAGUAUCUUUCCUUCGGUGAGCGUAACUCGGUGCUUCCAUUUUGAAUCGCGCGUUUCGCCGAGCCCAGUGACGAAAUUUCGAAGAAUCGUCGCGAGGUCCUUUUCGCAUUCGUGAACGAGAGAACGACGAUCUUGAUCGAUCAGAUACCUUAGAUUAUUACACACGAGAAGGGAGAGGAGAAAGGGCGAGGGGUGAGAUCGGACGAUCGAAGAGUGGUGCGAGCCCUGUUCCGCUCUUUAGGAUGUCGACUCGCUCGCAACGAUUCGCCGACGUGUAAUUCGGGCGGAAUAAAUGAAGGAAGGGCGAAGGGACGAAGAAAAGCGCGUUCGGGAGA